Messenger RNA from Miscanthus lutarioriparius, 1464 nucleotides. NCBI's taxonomy places the organism in Eukaryota, Viridiplantae, Streptophyta, Magnoliopsida, Poales, Poaceae. The record is from the annotation of a GenBank genome assembly.
AUGGCCUCGUCCUCUCUCUUCGCCGCGGCGCGCCGCCUGCUCAGCCUUGGCCGCCGCAGAGGGCUCCUCCCCAUCCCGCCCUCUCGCGCCGUUGCCUCCUCGUCUCGCAGCAACAGCGCCGAGGAGGGAACGCCGCCGGCGCGGCCGCCGACCCUGGGGUCCACGCUGUGGCUGCUGGGCAACCCGGGCACACUCCUUGUGCCGGAGAUUGAACUGUGGGCGGCGCGGCCUGGAAACCACCUCCGAGACGUCUCUGAGUGGAUGAAUCUCAAGGGUCACAUCAAAUUUCUGUCAAAGGAUCAUGCUGUUCACCUGGAUUUAAUCGGUCAUAUUCAUGGAGUUAGAGUAGCAGAGACCUACUUCAAUAACCUAUCUGACAAAGAUAAGACAGAGAAGCCCUAUGGUGCACUUCUCAACUGCUACGCACGAGAACUCUUGGUCGACAAAGCGUUGGCCCAUUUUCAGAAGAUGAAAGAGCUGGGUUUCGUGUUCACCGCACUCCCCUACAACAACCUCAUGAGCCUCUAUACCAACAUAGGGCAGCAUGAGAGGGUUCCUUUGGUGAUGGCAGAAAUGAAGAGCAAUGGGAUUGUUCCUGAUAAUUUUAGCUACAGAAUAUGCAUAAAUUCUUAUGGCACAAGAGCUGACUUUUUUGGGUUGGAGAACACCCUGGAGGAGAUGGAAUGUGAGCCUCAAAUUGUUGUUGACUGGAAUACCUAUGCUGUCGUGGCAAGCCAAUACAUUAAGGGUGACCUAAGGGAGAAGGCAUACUCUGCCUUACAGAAAGCAGAGGCAAAAAAGGGUAAAAAGGAUUUGGAUGCCUAUAGACACUUGAUUUCCCUGUAUGGCCACCUUGGGGACAAAUCAGAGGUCAAGAGGCUAUGGGUGCUGCAAAUGUCGAACUGUCAGAGGCAUCUUAACACGGACUACACCAACAUGUUUGCAGUGCUUGUGAAGCUUGAUGAGAUCGCGGAAGCCGAAGACUUGCUGAAAGAGUGGGAGUCCAGCAAAAAUGAAUUGGACUUCAAAGUUCCAAAUGUGCUGCUCAGAUGGUACUGCCGAAAGGGCUUGAUGGACAAGGCCGAGGCGCUGCUUGACGGCUUCUUGAUAAAGGGAAAGAUGCCUCCUUCAACCAGCUGGGAAAUUGUGGCAAGUGUCUAUACGGAGAAAGGUGAUGUUGCGAGAGCUUAUGAGCUGACCAAAAAUGCCCUCUAUAUGUACGCCCCUAAUUCUGGCUGGGUCCCUAGUCCUUCUAUGAUUGAGAUGAUACUUAAGUAUCUUGGAGAUGAAGGGGAGGUCAAGGACGUCGAAGCUUUCAUUGAUCUGCUGAAAGUUGCGGUGCCAAUGAACUCUGAUAUGACUGAGGCUUUGUCAAGGGCUCAUGCGAGAGAGAAGAAAAGAAAGCUGAAGAGGCAACGGAAGCUCGUCGUGAGGAUAUUAUUGCCUGACCUUGAUUGUCAGUGA